UCUCGCGCCGCCCCGACAGACCGCGGUCUGUCGCCCUCGCUCGUCGCCCACACCCAACACCAUGUCACGCAUCCGCGAGCAGCUCGCCGCCAAGCGCGCCGAAGUGCGCAAUUCGCCUGCGAGGCCGGUCCGCGGCGCGCCGCCGCGCGCCGAGGCGCUCGAGGAGGCUACCGUCGAGAGCCAGGUGUCGAGAGCAAGGCGGACAGGCAAGCUAGACAUCUCCAACCUCGACCUCGACGCGAUCCCGCCCCUCGUCUACACCGACCUGCUCGGCCUGCGCGCCGCCGACCUGUCGCGCCCGCCAAAGGCCGAAGUGGUGCCCAAGGCGCCGCUCACCCCGCUUUCGAAGAGCUUUGCGCACCUCGACCUCGACAACGACAAUGUCCACGACGUGUUUGGCACGCCCGAGCCCAAGCGGCCAUGGAGCGAGCCCGAGGAGCUGGUCGCGUUCCGCGCCGUCGACAACCUGCUUGCCGAGGUCGAGGUCGAGCUCGGUUUCUUUGGCGGGCUGAAGACGCUCGACCUCCGCGGAAACAGGCUCACGGCGCUGCCGGACGCGCUGGCCGACCUGCUCCGCUUGACGUACAUUGACGUGUCACACAACGCCCUCACGGCCCUGCCCCCCGCGCUGCUGCUGCUCCCCGAGCUCGAAUCCCUCAACGCGUCGCACAACGCUAUCAACACGAUCGACCUCACGCACCCCGUCAAGCCGUCCGAGGAGGGGCUGUCGUACGGCACCGGCUUCCUCGUCACACGGUUCGAGCGGCAGCAGAAGAUGCCCAAGGCGCCGCUGCCGGCACUGCGUAACCUCAACCUCGCGCACAACGCCCUCAGCAACAAGGACAUUGCUGGCCUCGCCGGCGCGGGCCCGCUCAAGCUCCGGACCCUCAACCUCGGGUUCAACAAGCUCAAGGGCACGCUCGACGGCAACAAGGGCCUCAGCGCCGCGCGCCUCCCCGAGCUCUACUCGCUCGUGCUGGGCGGCAACGUCGCCCUCGACGGCAUUGACGGCGACGUCGCGCCCACCGCCGAUAUCGACCACGAGGGAUGUACCUGGGGAGCAGGCAGCACGGGGGGUACACCCCGCGGCUCGCCCGUCAAGCAGGCGCGCGCGCCGACCGCGUCGCCCGCCAAGGCAGGCGCAUAUGUCUCCGACUCGGCAGGCGGCCCGACCGACAGCCCAGACCCGACAGUCACGCUCACGUUCGUGACGCACCCCGCGCCGACGUUUGACGCCGACCCGCUGGCAGUCGAGAUGGACGUGUACCUUCCCCCCUCGGCGGCCUCGUCGCCCGACAAGCCGCACCCGGUUGUUGUGUGGUGGCACGGCGGCGGCCUCCUCCAGGGCAACAAGGAGAACCUGCCCCCUCAUCUGCGCCGGCUGCCGGCGCGUGCCCUCGGCCCGAACGGCGAGCACGCGAUUGUCGUGUCGCCAAACUACCGCCUCGCGCCGCAGGCUCCCAUCCUUGACAUCCUCGCUGACGCCGACUCGGCGCUCGCCUUCAUCCGCCACAAGCUGAGCGCCGCUCUCGCUGCAAAGGGGUACGCGGCGCGCGCUGACCCCGAGCGUGUGGUCACGUCGGGCGGCAGCGCAGGCGGCUACCUCGCGCUGAUCACUGCCCUGCCGGUGCCCAAGACGGCGGGCGACGCCGACGUCGGAGGGUACCGCGGUGCGACGGCCAACCGCGCCGUCAACCCCAGUGGCGAGUGGCAGCCGCGCGGCACGGCGCCAUUCUACCCCAUCACCGACCUGACCGACAAGUUCUGGGCGACAAAGACGGACCCCGUGCCGUGGUGGGGCAAGUCGGUGCCCGAUGCCUCGGCCCAGCCGCACCUCAAGCUCCGCGACCCGCCCAUCACGACGGCAGUGUCGGGCGGCCCGAGGUCGAUUCUGUACAUGUACAUGCUGCAGCACGCCCUGUUCCCCCAGCUGCUGUUCAUGAACCAGCGCUCGCUCGGGUCCGGGCUCGACGGCUUCCGCCCCAGCGCCGACACGCUGAGCAUCACGCACCGCCUCGACCUCAUCGCCAAGGCCGAGGUGGCACACCCGCCCAUCUACCUCGUCUACGGCACCCUCGACGACAAGGUGCAGCCGUUCGAGGACACGGUCGCCGCGCUCGAGCGCACAAAGGGUCCGUACGAGGUCGAGGUGCUCGAGGGCGCCGACCACGCAUACGACGAGGACCCAGAGGAGCAGGCCGUCGGCUUUGUCGCGUGGCUCGAGGCAACGCUGUUUUAG
This is a messenger RNA of Vanrija pseudolonga, 2239 nucleotides long. It is a transcript of the gene cyr1, whose product is annotated as Adenylate cyclase. The coding region runs from base 62 to 2239 and encodes 725 amino acids. NCBI's taxonomy places the organism in Eukaryota, Fungi, Basidiomycota, Tremellomycetes, Trichosporonales, Trichosporonaceae. The record is from RefSeq and is a predicted model, not a curated record. The transcript has 4 exons. Gene Ontology annotation, molecular function: lipase activity; protein binding.